Molecule: messenger RNA, 5036 nt
Organism: Gavia stellata (red-throated loon)
Lineage: Eukaryota; Metazoa; Chordata; Aves; Gaviiformes; Gaviidae
Gene: PIK3C2B
Product: phosphatidylinositol-4-phosphate 3-kinase catalytic subunit type 2 beta
Exons: 32
Coding region: 1-4884 (1627 amino acids)
Biological process (GO): phosphatidylinositol-3-phosphate biosynthetic process; cell migration; phosphatidylinositol 3-kinase/protein kinase B signal transduction
Cellular component (GO): cytoplasm; phosphatidylinositol 3-kinase complex; plasma membrane
Molecular function (GO): phosphatidylinositol binding; 1-phosphatidylinositol-3-kinase activity; 1-phosphatidylinositol-4-phosphate 3-kinase activity
Source: RefSeq, a predicted model, not a curated record
AUGUCCGCCACGCGUGGCAAUGGGGAGCACUGGAAGUCCCUGGAGUCGGUGGGCAUCAGCCGGAAGGAGCUGGCGUUGGCGGAGGCUCUGCAGAUGGAGUACGACGCGCUGUCCCGCCUGCGGCAGGACAAGGAGGAGAGCCAGGCCAAGCAGCGGGGAGACCAGCCUCUCAUCUCCUGGGACGACCCCGCCGAGAGGAACGGCUGUGCCGGCAUCAAAGCGGCACGUGGCCUCUCCGGCUCCGACCCCACGCUCAGCUACAACAUCCCGGUGGUGCCCGAGGGUCCUCCCACCCCCGGACUCCCCCAUGGUCCCAGCCCCCCCCAGCCAGACCCCCAGCCCUGGCUGAAGGGACCCCUGGCCGGGGACUACCUGUACAUCUUCGAGGGGUCAGGGGGAGACUUCCUCGGGGAGCCACUCAACGGCACCUCGCCCCAUGACGGCGGGGGCGGCUCCCCCAAAAAGCUCUCGCCACCCCCGCUGCCCCCCCGGCACCCCCUCUGGAGCUCACCCGAGGGGAACCAGCGCUCGGGGAAGGGAUCCCCCCCGUCCUCCAAAGGACCCCAGCCCAGGGACAUCAACAUGUUCUCGGCGGCCCAUGAGCGGGCUCACGGCAAGCUGCUCGGCCGCCGCAUCUCCGAGGAGGACCCGUACGGCAUCGCUGACUACAGUGGCAUCAACGAUGCCAUCACCUGCCUCAACCUGAAGUCCACCUACGAGUCAGAAGUGCUGCGGGAAGCUGCCCGCGGCUGGAAGGAGGGCAGGAGCAUCUUCGAGAAGGAAUCGAGUGGCAAGCCGGUGGCACGGAGCAAGACCAUGCCCCCCCAGGUGCCACCGCGGACAUACGUCUCCCGCUUUGGCAAUCGGAAGAAUCUGGCACCGAACAAGAACCGCAGGAUCUCCAUCGACCCGGUUGCCCCCCGGCCGCACUCCUUCGCCAAUGGCUACGAGCUCUUCGAAGUCUCCGAGGAGCGGGAUGAGGAGGUGGCUGCUUUCUGCCACAUGCUGGACGUGCUGCGGUCUGGCUACAGCACCAAGGACUAUUCCCUCACCGGCUUGGUGUGGAGCGCCGUCAACCUCAGCCCCGAGCAGCUGGGUCACGGCGUCAGCCUGAAGGUGACGGUGGUGUGUGACAGCCUGCGGGAGCCCCUCACCUUCACCUGCGACUGCUCCUCCACCGUGGACCUGCUCAUCUACCAGGCGCUGUGCUACACGCACGACGAGCUGCACACCAUCGACGUCGAGGACUUCGUGCUCAAGAUCUGCGGCUUGGAGGAGUUCCUGCAGAACAAGCACGCGCUGGGCAGCCACGAGUACAUCCAGCACUGCAGGAAGUUUGACAUCGACAUCCGCCUGCAGCUGAUGAAGAGGAAGGGGGUGCGCAACGACCUGGCCCGGACGGCCAAUGAUGACCAGAGCCCCUCCACCCUCAACCACUACAUCCACCUGCAGGAGAGGCCCAUCAAGCAGACCAUCAGCAGGCAGGCCCUGAGUCUUCUCUUCGACACCUUCCACAAUGAGGUGGAUGCUUUCCUGGCAGCCGAGGGAGAUUUCCCGCUGAAGGCAGAGCGGGUGAUCCAGUCGGUCAUGGCCAUCUGCAACGCCCUGGCUGCCGUGGAGUCCCAGGAGAUCACGGCAGCCCUCAACCAGAUGCCCCCCUGCCCCUCCCGCAUGCAGCCCAAAAUCCAGAAGGAUCCAAAUGUUCUGGCCAAGAGGGAAAAUCGAGAGAGGAUCGUGGAGAGCCUGACGGCCGCCAUCCUCGACCUGGUUGAGCUCUACUGCAGCACCUUCAAUGCCGACUUCCAGACGGCCGUGCACGGGAGCCGGGAGCACGGCGUGGUGCAGGAGGCUCGCCUGCUCUCCUGCCCGCUCUCCUUCACUGUCUACGCCACCCACCGCAUCCCCAUCACCUGGGCUGCCAGCUAUGAAGAUUUCUACCUCUCCUGCUCCCUCAGCCAUGGCGGCAAGGAGCUGUGCAGCCCCCUCCUCACCAGGAAAGCCCACGUCUACAAAUACCUCUUCCACCUCAUCAUAUGGGACCAGCAGAUCUGCUUCCCCGUCCAGGUGAACCGUCUGCCACGGGAGACGCUGCUCAGUGUCACGCUCUUCGCCGUGCCCAUCCCGCCCCCCGGGAGCUCCUCCGACGCCAACAAGCAGCGACGGGUCCCCGAGGCCCUGGGCUGGGUGACCACCCCUCUCUUCAACUUCAGGCAGGUCCUGACCUGUGGGCGAAAGCUCCUGGGCUUGUGGCCGGCGACCCAGGACAACUCCAGAGCCAGGUCCAGUGCCCCCAACUUCAACCAGCCCGACAGCGUCAUCCUGCAGAUCGACUUCCCCACCUCCGCCUUCGAGGUGAAGUUCACCAGCCCACCAGCGGCCGAAUUCAGCCCCAAGUACGAGUUCGGUAGUCUGGGGGAGGAGGACCAGCGCAAGCUGCGGGAGGCGAUGCAAAAGAAAUCGCUCUACUGGCUGAUGGACGCCGACCGCAAGCGGCUGUGGGAGAAGCGCUACUACUGCCACGCGGCGCCCGGCGCCCUGCCCAUGCUGCUGGCCAGCGCGCCCAGCUGGGAGUGGGCCUGCCUGCCCGACAUCUACGCCCUGCUCAGCCAGUGGACCUACAUGAGCCACCAGGAUGCCCUGGGGCUUCUGCACGCCACGUUCCCGGACCAGGAGGUGAGGAGGACGGCCGUGCAGUGGAUCGACUCCAUCUCCGACACCGAGCUGCUGGACUACCUGCCCCAGCUGGUUCAGGCCCUGAAGUACGAGUGCUACCUGGACAGCCCGCUGGUGCGCUUCCUCAUGAAGCGAGCGAUCUGCGACCUGAAGAUCACUCACUACUUCUUCUGGCUGCUGAAGGACGGCCUCAAGGACUCCCAGUUCAGUAUCCGCUACCAGUACCUGCUGGCAGCUCUGCUCUGCUGCUGCGGGAAGGGGCUGCGGGAGGAGUUUGACCGGCAGUGCCUGCUCGUCAGCACGCUGGCCAGGCUGGCCCAGCAAGUGCGGGAUGCCGCCCCGUCCGCACGCCAGGGCAUCCUCCGCGAGGGGCUGGAGGAUGUGAAGCAGUUCUUCAAGGCGAACGGGUCGUGCCGGCUGCCGCUCAGCCCCAGCCUGCUGGUGAAGGGCAUCGUGCCCCGGGACUGCUCCUAUUUCAACUCCAACGCCGUCCCCCUGAAGCUCUCCUUCCAGAACGUUGAUCCCCUCGGGGAAAACAUCCGAGUCAUUUUCAAGUGUGGCGACGACCUGCGGCAGGACAUGCUGACGCUGCAGAUGAUCCGGAUCAUGAACAAAAUCUGGGUGCAGGAGGGGCUGGACAUGCGCAUGGUCAUCUUCCGCUGCUUCUCCACCGGCCGCGGACGAGGCAUGGUGGAGAUGAUCCCCAACGCCGAGACCCUACGCAAAAUCCAGGUGGAGCACGGCGUGACGGGCUCUUUCAAAGACCGGCCGCUGGCAGACUGGCUGCAGAAACACAACCCUGAGGAGGAUGAGUAUGAGAAGGCUGUGGAAAACUUCAUCUACUCCUGCGCUGGCUGCUGUGUGGCCACCUACGUGCUGGGGAUCUGCGACCGGCACAAUGACAACAUCAUGCUCAAGACCACUGGCCACAUGUUUCACAUCGACUUCGGCAGGUUCCUGGGCCACGCGCAGAUGUUCGGCAACAUCAAGAGGGACCGGGCACCAUUCGUCUUCACUUCAGACAUGGCGUACGUCAUCAACGGGGGGGACAAGCCCUCCAGCCGCUUCCACGACUUCGUCGACCUGUGCUGCCAGGCCUACAACCUGAUCCGCAAGCACACCCACCUCUUCCUCAACCUGCUGGGGCUGAUGCUGUCCUGUGGCAUCCCCGAGCUCUCCGACCUGGAGGACCUCAAGUACGUCUACGAUGCCCUGAGGCCACAGGACUCUGAUGCCGAUGCCACCACCUACUUCACCAGGUUGAUCGAGUCCAGCCUGGGCAGCGUCGCCACCAAGCUCAACUUCUUCAUCCACAACCUGGCGCAGAUGAAGUUCACGGGCUCCGACGCCCGCCCGACCCUCUCCUUCGCCCCUCGCACGCACACCAUCAAGACGUCCGGCCGGAUCCGCGAUGUCUUCCUCUGCCGCCACGAGAGGGUCUUCAACCCCAGCAAGGGCUACACCUACGUGGUGAAGGUGCAGCGGGAGAGCCCGGGCGAGGUGGCCUUUGUGCAGCGCACCUUUGAGGAGUUCCAGGAGCUGCACAACAAGCUGCGCCUGCUCUUCCCCUCCUCACUGCUGCCCAGCUUCCCCAGCAGGUUCGUCAUCGGGCGGUCACGGGGCGAAGCGGUGGCCGAGCGGCGGAAGGAGGAGUUGAACGGCUACAUCUGGCACCUCAUCCAUGCAGCUCCCGAGGUGGCGGAGUGCGACCUCAUCUACACCUUCUUCCACCCUCUGCCACGGGACGAGAAGGCGGCUGGCACCAACCCGACCCCGAAGCCGGCAGAUGCCACGUGGGCUCGGCCCCUGGGGAAGGUUGGCGGGGAGGUGAAGCUCUCCAUCUCCUACAAGAACAACAAGCUCUUCAUCAUGGUGAUGCACAUCCGGGGGCUGCCGCCGCUGCAGGAUGGCAAUGACCCUGACCCCUACGUCAAGACCUACCUGCUGCCUGACCCCCAAAAAACAACCAAGAGGAAAACCAAAGUGGCCCGAAAAACCUGCAACCCCACCUACAAUGAGAUGCUGGUCUACGACGGGAUCCCCAGGGGGGACCUGCAGCAGCGGGAGCUGCGCCUGAGCGUGCUGAGCGAGGAAGGCUUCUGGGAGAACAUCCUCCUCGGGGAGGUCGGCAUCCGCCUGCGGGACCUCGACCUGGCCCAGGAGAAGAUGGGCUGGUUCGCCCUGGGAUCCCGUGGCCACGGCACCCUCUGAGGUCCCACUGCCAGGGCUGGGGACCCACAGCACUGCCAUCGCGGCUCUGCCUGCCCUGGGAUGUGCCCAUAGGGACUGGGCACCGAUGGGCGCUGCCGCAGGCGUCUUCUUUUUUAAGUUUACCUUGUGUCAAGGGAGCAAUGUGGGGAGGG